UGUUUAAUUCUAACUGUGGGCUGGAGUGACAAUGGUUACUACCAAUAACUUUUACUCUCGUUUUCUGCCAUAGAUUGUUUCAGCCUGUCUGGCUCCGAUAUCCCGCCCCCUUUCGUCAUGCGUCGCGCACGGCAACGUUGCGUCCCCUUUGCUCUGAUCGCUUGGGCUAUGAUUGACAAUAAUGGCGACGAGUCAGUCUUAAGUUAUUCGGUUUCAACGUUACCAGCUUGAAAAUCCAUCAUCAGGAGACCGGUUUACAUGCAUUCGGACCCCGGAGUAAACAUGCAAAAGGAUCUCUAGCUUGGUAAAGAACGGGUAACUCAUUCGAGGAACCUUAAAGUUCAGGUAUUGGGAUUUCGAGGGAAGCACGAAUCAGAAAUAAGGUCCCCGAGAUCGCGCUGACAACAACAACCAGCAUACGAAUCAAAUAGGGAUUGUUUUAUUGUUUCUCCUAAAGAAGAAGAAAAAAAGGGAAAGCCUUCCAGAUGCGGAACUGCUUACUAUUACAACACGGCUUUUAAGGGAACUUGCAGACAGAUACCUCCAUUCACACUUCAUCACCCCGUUUUUAAAGCGAGACUUGUUUGCGAAGGAAAACAGAAACGUGGAUUGAACAAAAUCAUAACAAAAAGUUGAACAUAUUUUAGUUGGGCGUUUUGAACACAUUUCGUGACCUGUGUUUAAGUUGAUCCUUCUAACUUAACUUUUUUGUCGUAUACACGAGUGGGAUUAAGUAUUAUAGAAAAGACAACGCAUAGCCUAAGUGGUUAUAAAACAGAAGCGCUCUUAAUUUGUAUAAAGGAAGUUGGAUGUUGUACUUUGUUGUACGUUUUGAAGACUUGCCUAGCCAGUGAGAAAGUCUAGGAAGAAAACGAGAUCUCAGGCUUUGCUUUGUUUAGCAACUGGACGCCGACAGUUAUCAUCGACUUUACCGCAGACUGAUCUAAGCCGACAACGAAAACAGUGGCCAAAUGGCAAACUGAAAUGAGUGCUCUUUGUUAUCUUUUGAAAAACACCGCCCCGUAAUCAUUUGCACAUAACAAACAUUUCCAAAUAACUUCAGCGAGAACACAACGGCUCAGCUAAACCCCAGACACAGCAGUGCCGACCAUGUAAACUUUGCUGUUUUGUAUGUGCGUGGUAUAGGUGGAUUGAAAUAUAAAGGAAUAUGUGUGAUUAUACUUAACAAACUAACUUUAUAUUUGUAAGAACUACAGUCGUCUGCUUUUGGAACUCAAUGCAGAAAGCCUAAACAUAUAUAUAACUUUUGUGGUUUAUAGUGUCAUAGUGAUUUUAAAUGACAACCGGCAGGAAUAAUCGAGUCAUGAUGGAAGGCGUGGGUGCCAGGGUGGUCCGGGGUCCAGAUUGGAAAUGGGGCAAACAGGAUGGCGGAGAGGGUCAUAUUGGCACCGUCCGCAGCUUCGAGAGCCCAGAAGAAGUGGUGGUCGUCUGGGAUAACGGGACUGCUGCCAACUAUCGCUGCUCGGGGGCAUAUGACGUCCGAAUAUACGACAGUGCACCCACAGGAAUCAAGCAUGAUGGGACCAUGUGUGAUACUUGCCGUCAGCAGCCGAUUAUUGGUAUCCGUUGGAAGUGUGCAGAAUGUACAAACUAUGAUCUGUGCACAGCUUGUUACCAUGGAGAAAAGCAUCAUCUGAGGCACAGGUUCUACAGAAUCACCACACCAGGAAGUGAGAGGGUUCUGCUUGAAUCUCGCCGCAAAUCUAAAAAAAUCACUGCCAGGGGUAUCUUCACUGGCUGUCGGGUGGUGCGAGGAGUUGACUGGCAGUGGGAGGACCAAGAUGGAGGCAACGGGCGCCGGGGCAAGGUGACAGAGAUUCAAGACUGGAGUGCAGCCAGCCCUCACAGUGCAGCAUAUGUUCUGUGGGACAAUGGAGCCAAGAACCUUUAUAGAGUGGGGUUCGAGGGCAUGUCUGACUUGAAAUGUGUUCAAGAUGCAAAAGGGGGGUCAUUUUACAGAGAUCAUUGCCCUGUGCUAGGUGAACAGAAUGGGAACCGGAACCCUGGGGGUCUGCAGAUUGGCGACCUGGUGAACAUUGACCUAGAUUUAGAAAUUGUGCAGUCCCUGCAGCAUGGACAUGGCGGGUGGACUGAUGGCAUGUUUGAGACCUUGACCACCACGGGCACAGUCUGUGGCAUUGAUGAAGAUCACGACAUUGUGGUGCAGUACCCCAGUGGAAACAGGUGGACGUUCAACCCCGCUGUGCUGACGAAGGCAAAUAUGGUUCGGAGUGGAGAUGCAGCUGCAGGCGCAGAAGGGGGCACCUCCCAGUUUCUUGUGGGAGACCUGGUUCAGAUCUGCUAUGACAUUGAGCGAAUCAAGCUUCUCCAGAGAGGACAUGGCGAGUGGGCAGAAGCUAUGCUGCCGACUUUGGGGAAGGUUGGUAGAGUCCAACAGAUCUAUUCAGACAGUGACCUGAAGGUGGAGGUUUGUGGAACAUCCUGGACAUAUAAUCCUGCGGCUGUUACCAAGGUGGCCCCAGCAGGCUCUGCUGUGACCAAUGCAUCUGGAGAACGUCUGUCUCAGCUUUUAAAGAAGCUGUUUGAAACACAAGAAUCUGGAGAUAUUAAUGAAGAACUCGUAAAAGCAGCUGCCAAUGGGGAUCUUGCCAAAGUUGAAGACUUGUUAAAGCGCCCUGAUGUUGAUGUGAACGGACAGUGUGCUGGGCACACAGCUAUGCAGGCAGCCAGUCAAAAUGGACAUGUGGAUGUGCUAAAAUUACUGCUCAAACACAGCGUUGACUUAGAAGCAGAGGACAAAGAUGGAGACAGGGCUGUGCACCACGCAGCUUUUGGAGAUGAAGGGUCGGUAAUUGAGGUUUUGCACAGAGGAGGUGCGGAUCUGAAUGCUCGAAACAAGCGCAGACAGACUCCUUUACACAUUGCAGUAAAUAAAGGUCAUCUGCAAGUUGUUAAGACUUUGCUGGACUUUGGCUGCCAUCCCAGUCUUCAGGACUCUGAGGGAGACACUCCUCUUCAUGACGCCAUCAGUAAGAAGCGGGAUGAUAUGCUGUCUGUGCUUUUGGAGGCUGGAGCUGACGUCACCAUCACAAACAACAAUGGAUUCAAUGCACUUCAUCAUGCUGCACUACGAGGGAACCCCAGUGCUAUGCGGGUUCUGCUGUCUAAGCUGCCAAGGCCCUGGAUAGUGGAUGAGAAGAAGGAUGAUGGGUACACCGCCUUGCAUUUAGCAGCUCUCAACAAUCACGUGGAAGUGGCAGAGUUACUGGUUCACCAGGGCAGCGCCAGCCUGGACAUCCAGAAUGCUAACCAGCAAACUGCUUUGCACCUGGCAGUGGAACGGCAACAUACCCAGAUUGUCAGACUGCUGGUCCGUGCAGAAGCGAAGCUGGAUAUCCAGGAUAAAGAUGGAGACACUCCUCUCCACGAGGCUCUUAGACACCACACCCUCUCCCAGCUCCGCCAGCUCCAGGAUAUGCAGGACGUCGGCAAAGAGGAUAGCCCUUGGGAGCCAUCGAAAAACACUUUAAUAAUGGGCCUGGGAACUCAAGGUGCUGAGAAAAAGAGUGCUGCAUCGAUUGCCUGUUUCCUCGCAGCCAAUGGAGCAGAUCUGACUAUCAGAAACAAGAAGGGGCAGUCUCCACUGGAUCUCUGCCCUGAUCCCAGCCUCUGCAAGGCACUGGCAAAAUGUCAUAAAGAAAAAUCAAGUGGACAGGUUGGCUCUCACAGCCCCUCGCUGAUCAACAACGAGUGUGAAACGCUUGAGGAGUGCAUGGUGUGCUCUGAUAUGAAGAGGGACACCCUCUUCGGGCCCUGUGGGCACAUUGCCACCUGCUCACUGUGUUCUCCACGGGUCAAGAAAUGCCUCAUAUGCAAGGACCAAGUCCAAUCCAGAACAAAGAUUGAAGAAUGUGUGGUAUGUUCGGACAAGAAGGCAGCUGUGCUCUUCCAGCCUUGUGGCCACAUGUGCGCCUGUGAGAACUGUGCCAGCCUGAUGAAGAAGUGCGUGCAGUGCCGCGCUGUGGUUGAGCGGAGAACACCUUUCAUUACAUGUUGUGGUGGGAAAGGUAUGGAAGAUCCCACUGAUGAUCUUACCAGCGCAAACAUCCCUGCUUUUCAGAGAGACAAGGACAACACGAAUGUCAAUGCGGACGUGCAAAAACUACAGCAGCAGCUGCUGGACAUCAAGGAACAGACGAUGUGCCCGGUCUGCCUGGAUCGAUUGAAGAAUAUGAUCUUCAUGUGUGGGCAUGGCACUUGCCAGCUGUGCGGUGACCGCAUGAGCGAAUGCCCCAUCUGUCGCAAGGGUAUUGAGCGCAGAAUCCUCCUCUACUAGACCAGGGGGGGAGGGGAGAAAGAGGAAGUGACAUUGCAGCUGUCUGAGUAGAUGCAAUUCAGCAAUUAUGUAUCUUCAAUAACUGACUUUUGUUUUUAUAAUUGCUUUUGUUUUAAAUAAAAAAUAGUGCUGUUCUCCAACUGAAUAGUUUAGGUUGGUAGAGAAAAAGGUUUAGAAAUGAAAGAAUUCAAGAACUGGAGGCCAAAUCCUUAUCUUACUGUUGCUGACUCCUGUGUUUUGUUUUGUUUUUUAAAGCAAGUAUAUCUCUCAACCGCCAUCGAUCCUGAAACAGUGCAAAACAGUACUCUAUUAGUGAAAUAUGCAAUGAACCGGUUCAUUGUAAUGAGCAAGGAGUACAAAUAUUAAAGCAAUCUUGAUUGAGUUCAUGAAAACUUCACACAAGGGAGGGCAGCAACUGUAAGUAAGCCUGUCUGGGUGUUUCACAAGUGUAGCAGAGAACAGUUUGGAUGCUGUUAAAUAGUCAUUUCAUUGAAUCCUAGCUGAGGCAAUUUUGCUUUAAUUUUUUUUUUUUUUUUAAUAUAGAAGAAUAGUAUAAAUGUUUAACACUAAACCCAGUAUAGUUCUUAAUAUAGAUAAUGUUAGCAAUCAAGAACCAAAGUCAUUCAGAUGAACCAGCACUUUCCUAGAGGUAUUACAGAACUUUAAAACCUGUUGUGUCAGUCUAAACUUUCUCUCCCAGGUAAGCUUAUUAUAGUCAUGAGGCAUUUUGCAUUCUAUGUACAUUACAGUGGCUACACAAGACAUUUUCUGUGGAAAUCUAGCAUAAGCGUGCAGUCAUAUAUACACGUGCCCAUGAAGCUGUGUGCAUUGUAGUCCUGGCAUUGUUUUAAAACUAGAUUUUAUUGUGGCAUCAUUUAUAUAUGGUUCAGAGUCUGGACUUAUUUUUUUUUAUUUUGCAGUUUGCUGUUGGUUUCACUUGUCACCCCAUGUGCAUGAUAUCAACCAUUUAGAAAAUAAACUGCUUUUUCAAAAACUGUUUUUCAUUGCAAUUUGAGGUUCAGAGUACAGUAGGCACCUAUACUGACAGUCAAUAUUGCAAAUGGCACAGUGAACAGCAAUGUACAUGGAACACAUAUAUUUUCGUUUUCUCUUGGUAACUUAGUGCAUUCAAGUUAUUGUGUGUGUGUGGUGUUUGUUUUUUUUUUUUUUUUUUAUAAAUGCAUCCUAAGCAUAGAAGAACCUGAUUUUGUAGACUUGUAAACCUGCACUACAAAGGACAAAAUAGCAGUUGUGCACCGUAGGUAAUUUCAUUUUUAGUUUCUGAAGACAAAAAUAAUAGCUGAAUGUGCCAAAAUUGCUCAACAUCAUCAGAACAAAACUACACCAUUUUCCUAUUGUGCAAGACAUCUGACUUGUCCUGUAUAAAAAAACAUCACUAGCAUCUAAAGACUUAACAUCGGAAGCAGUUUGUUUUACCUGGUGCCAUCUAGUAUUUUAUGUUCUCCAAAUGAAAAUAUCUAGCGUUUGAUUUUCAAAACUGUUUAAACUACACUACACAGAGUAAUGGCACAAUUGCUUGGUGACUUUUUCAUACAAUUAUUAUAGUAGCUGUACAUUGUUGAACUAAAUUUAGAUUUAUGGUAUUGAUUAUUCAUUUUUAAAACUGCUGUUCUAAGCUCAUUUUGACACUUUUCUUGCUGCAGGAAUGAUUAGCAUAAAAGCACACUUAAUAUAUCUGUACUUUAAACUGUAUAAGCUAUCUCCACUAGCAUGUAUAUUCAUCAUCUUAUAUUACAAAUUACAAUUUAUUGCAUGAAAUAUUCUGCUGAAUAAGGCAGACUGCUAUUAACCUUGUUUCAAUUGACUGUUCUUCAGUUGUAUAAACGUGACUUGAAAAGUUACAUUUUCCACUAAAAGAAUGUCUCUGCUCAUACAAAAUCAUGUAAUCUGCAAUGAAGUGGACAAUCAAACAAAAGGUUUUAUCAAUGGAAGACCACAUUUAUUUUAGAAUGGUUCCUACUCUAAAUAGGCCUUUAGCUGCUGCCGCUAUCUGCAAGCAUGGGCUUGUAUUCAGUUAAAUGCUGCUUUGUUUUCUUGAGCUUUUUUUUUUUUUAUGUAUUGAAGAAGAAAUGUGCAGUACCUCUACAAAGGUAUUCAAGUGCAGUUAAACAAAUUGAGCAUGUUUUUGUUGUGUUUUUUUUAAACUUGUGUUGUCCAAACUAGGUAAUGUCUAAAUUUAUAUGGUCUUUCUGUCGAAAUGCGAGCAGUUGGAAUCCUAAAAACAUGAACGUCAUUUCAGAUGAGAAGGGAAGUGUGCAUGUGUGGGAUGUGGGGGUUGAGUUCAACAAGAAAGUAAUGAUGUAUGUGUUAAAAAGAAACUUAAGGGCUGAAACAAAGUGUGAGCAUUUUCAAUGUAAGCAUUAUAUUAGAGUUCAGCACAAGUCUGCAGUGUUUGUACUGAAGCAUGGUGUCAGUGGCUGACAAUGCCCUAUGCAAAUGUUAUUUAUUUUAGAACGGAAAUAAGCUUUGGUUUGAAUGCCAGUCCUUGUUUUAUCAGCGUGUGUUAUUAUUUUAACAUUUAAUCUAGAUGCACAAAUGUACCAUCUAAUUGCUAGUAAUGUAUUUUAACUUGGUAGGCUUUUUUGUUGUUGUUAUCACGAAAGAUCUUACUUCAAAAGGUGUUGCAGUGCACAGCAAUCUCUUGUUUUCCCAAUCAUUGUUACUGGACUUGUUGCUGUUUCCUUUUUUUUUUUUUUUUUUUUUGCUUGAAUGUUUGUGACAACUGCAAUAGGUUUUGUAACAUGGAAGCUUUUUAGUUCACUCUGUAUUACUAAGUGCUUUAAAAUAAAUGCUUUGUUUAAAUAAACUGGUCUUUCAAGACUAACGCUUUAGAAAUAAACUCCACUAUGCCUCA
Polyodon spathula (Mississippi paddlefish) is the source of this 7193-nucleotide messenger RNA. RefSeq names its product E3 ubiquitin-protein ligase MIB1. Gene Ontology annotation, molecular function: protein binding; zinc ion binding; ubiquitin-protein transferase activity. NCBI's taxonomy places the organism in Eukaryota, Metazoa, Chordata, Actinopteri, Acipenseriformes, Polyodontidae. Gene Ontology annotation, cellular component: cytoplasm. The transcript has 21 exons. Gene Ontology annotation, biological process: protein ubiquitination. Bases 1298 to 4318 code for a protein of 1006 amino acids. The record is from RefSeq and is a predicted model, not a curated record.